Messenger RNA from Aspergillus alliaceus, 1469 nucleotides. RefSeq lists its product as uncharacterized. NCBI's taxonomy places the organism in Eukaryota, Fungi, Ascomycota, Eurotiomycetes, Eurotiales, Aspergillaceae. The record is from RefSeq and is a predicted model, not a curated record. The transcript is spliced from 2 exons. Bases 26 to 1315 code for a protein of 429 amino acids.
CGUGUGCAUCGCGCUUCCAGGUGAGAUGGCGGACGUGUCUGGGGCAGCGGCCUCAACCUCUACCUCGUCGAUUAUAUCUUCCACCCCUACCCUUUCUGCUUCUAGUCCACCACAAGCCUCUCAGCCAGACUCCGCUACUCUCACUGGAUCCCCACCCACAUCGCUCCCCGGUUCAACACCCUCCUCGACCCCCGUGGCCUCCUCGAGUACCUCAAGUGCACAGCCAAGCACAUUCUCGAGCGCCAGCAAUAGUACUAGUGCCAGCACAACAAGCACUACGGGGCCUAACAGAACGGGAACUUCCGCUCCACAAACAAGCCAUGCCAGCUCAGGUGUCAGCAAUAGAGCUCUUGCAGGUGCUGUCGUAGGCUCAAUAGUAGGAACCGCCAUUAUAGCCGUCCUAGUCUCCUUUCUUUACAUCCGCUUCCGCAAAAACCAGGACGCGCGGACUGCAAAACCAUCGCUCACACCCGAUAAGCCAAACCACCAGGGAAACCUCAGCGAUAAAUCCAGCCAUCCCUUGGUCGCCUCGCAAGAAAGGGAAUCGCCAGGACCUUCAGCCACUUCAUUGUCUCAGCUCCUUAACCUGUCGUCGUACGUCCCAGAGCCGGCCGACGAUAGCGUCGUCUGCGCACGAAUACAAACCCUUUUCGAUCUGGCCAGUCUGCACGUGGACAAUUAUUACUUCCCGGCUUCUUCUCCAACGGGACCGCCGACGCAGGAUGCCCUCGCUCGCAUCACGACCUACGAAUCCCCGUUCCUUCCCGCGCCCCUGGUCCAGUUGCUUUCUAAGCGGAGAGUUCGGAGGGCCGCGCUGACGCACGUUUUGGUUCGGUCGUUGCUAGAAGCCAUUCAAUCAGGAAGCGCGACCGAGUCCCUGCUUCCCAUACCCUAUGCUUCAGCUUCGCGAUCUGGGCAAAAUGCCGUUCUUGGUUAUGAAGAUUCCAGGGCCCUAUUCGCCUGGCGCAUGUUAACCAGCCGUUUAUACAAGGAAGGGUAUUUCGCCGACUCCGUGACCGCUGAACCAUCCGCCGUGAGGACACUAGCGGCUAGUUUCGUCCAGGCCUUCGCGCCAUACAGUGAUCCGGACUUUUCGGAGACUAGCCGGCUUGACCAUCUGAUGAGCGUCACCAGAGCAGCUGCAGACCUGGGCGUUUGGCUAUUUGCCCAGCCAUGUUCGUUCGAUUUUUGCUGGAAUGCCAAUCUGAUUGAUAAGGUUGCUGUGUUGCCGGCUGUAGUGAAGGUCUCGGAUGAACAGGGGCAGCGAUUAUUCGCGCCGAGGGUGCUGGUGGAGGAGACUGUUGUUCCUGGUUGAAAUCAAUGGGGAAUAUUUUAUUAGCAAUCGAUUAGUUUAGUGCCUGUAUCUGCUUCCAGUGCUUUUCACGACGGUGAGAUAGAUAUAUUGAACUCUAUAAAGUCCCUCAUUGGGUUGGUUACAUUAGUGAUGUUCAGUCGAGCACACUGUCUCU